AGAGUGAGUGAGUGAGAAGAAUAGGAGAAAAUGCCGCCGAAAUUGGAUCCAUCUCAAAUCGUCGACGUCUACGUCCGAGUCACCGGAGGUGAGGUCGGAGCAGCGUCAUCACUCGCUCCAAAGAUCGGUCCACUCGGACUCGCACCGAAAAAGAUCGGAGAAGACAUCGCCAAAGAGACAGCAAAAGAAUGGAAAGGUCUUAGAGUCACCGUGAAGCUCACGGUUCAGAAUCGUCAAGCUAAGGUCACUGUAGUUCCAUCCGCAGCGGCUCUAGUCAUCAAGGCCCUCAAGGAGCCAGAGAGAGAUCGGAAGAAAGUGAAGAACAUCAAACAUAAUGGGAACAUUUCGUUUGAUGAUGUGAUUGAGAUUGCGAAGAUAAUGCGUCCUAGAUCUAUUGCUAAAGAAUUGAGUGGAACUGUGAAGGAGAUUUUGGGAACUUGUGUCUCUGUUGGUUGCACUGUUGAUGGUAAAGACCCUAAGGAUCUUCAGGAAGAAAUUAACAAUGGUGACAUUGAUAUUCCUAACGAGUGAUAAAGGUUUUACUUUUGAGUUCUCUAUCGUUUUUUCUUUUGUAUUUGAUUUUGAGGAUUUGGUAUUAGUAUACUAUAUUUUGGAAGUUGAGGAUUGUUGGCUUUUGCAAAUUUGAAUCCUUUCUUGGGAUCAAUUAGAAUGUUU
Molecule: messenger RNA, 675 nt
Organism: Arabidopsis arenosa
Lineage: Eukaryota; Viridiplantae; Streptophyta; Magnoliopsida; Brassicales; Brassicaceae
Source: the annotation of a GenBank genome assembly